Aspergillus wentii DTO 134E9 is the source of this 1728-nucleotide messenger RNA. Its product is annotated as MFS transporter. The record is from RefSeq and is a predicted model, not a curated record. Bases 1 to 1728 code for a protein of 575 amino acids. Gene Ontology annotation, molecular function: phosphate transmembrane transporter activity. NCBI's taxonomy places the organism in Eukaryota, Fungi, Ascomycota, Eurotiomycetes, Eurotiales, Aspergillaceae. Gene Ontology annotation, biological process: transmembrane transport; phosphate ion transport. The transcript is spliced from 3 exons. Gene Ontology annotation, cellular component: membrane.
AUGGCUCACACAUCUGGCGGUAACUCUGCCUUUCACAACUUCCACAAUGACUUCUCCCACGUCGUGGACCCCAAUGAGCGUCGUCGUCUCGCCCUGGCUGAGAUUGACAAGGCGAAAUUUGGCUGGUACCACGUUCGUGCGAUUGUCGUAGCUGGUGUCGGUUUCUUCACCGAUUCCUACGACAUCUUCGCCAUCAACCUGUGCUCGGCCAUGCUGGGAGUUGUCUACUGGCAGGAUGAUGCGUCCAGCCCUGGCAAGAUCCCGUCCAGCGCGGAUACUGCCAUCAAGGUCUCGACGUCGGGAGGUACCGUCAUCGGUCAGCUUCUCUUUGGAUGGCUGGCUGAUCAGGUUGGUCGCAAGCGCAUGUACGGUAUCGAGUUGAUGAUUAUCAUCUUGGCUACUCUGGCGCAGGCCUUGUCGUCUGACUCGCGUGCUUUGUCGAUUGUCGGUAUUCUUGUCUUCUGGCGUGUCAUUAUGGGUAUUGGUAUCGGUGGUGACUAUCCCCUGUCAUCGAUCAUCACUUCCGAAUUCGCGACUACCAAAUGGAGAGGUGCUAUGAUGGGCUCCGUCUUUGCCAUGCAGGGUUUUGGACAACUGGGUGCUGCAAUCAUCGCGUUGAUUGUGACUGCCGGCUUCAAGAGUUCCUUGGAGACUGCCAGCUCUGUUAGCAAAUGCGAUGGAGUCUGCCAACUCGCCGUCGACAAGAUGUGGCGUGUCGUGAUUGGGUUCGGUGCUGUUCCUGCAUGCAUUGCCCUCUACUACCGUCUCACCAUCCCCGAAACCCCUCGCUACACCUUUGACGUGGCCCGGGAUGUCAUCAAGGCGGAUGUGGACGUGCGUGCUUACAUCGAGGGCAAGAAUGAAGGCCACCCCGACGAAGUGCAGCGAGUUGCUACCCGUCAGGACAGCGCAAGCGAUUUGGCCAUUCCCAAGGCUAGUUGGUCUGACUUUUGGACUCAUUACCUGCAGUGGAAGAAUGGAAGGGUCCUUCUUGGCACUGCUGGUUCCUGGUUUUUCCUUGAUGUUGCUUUCUACGGCCUUGGACUGAACAACUCCAUUAUUCUGAGCGCCAUUGGCUGGAGCGGAGGAAGCACUGUCUACGAGUACUUCUACCGCAAUGCUGUUGGCAACCUCAUCCUGAUCUGCGCGGGUGCCAUUCCUGGAUACUGGAUGACUGUGGCCACGGUCGACACGAUUGGACGCAAGCCUAUCCAAAUCGGUGGCUUCAUCAUUCUGACAGCCGUGUUUAUUGUCAUUGGUUUUGCCUUUGAACCCCUGAAGCACUCAGACAACGGCUUGCUUGCCUUGUACGUCAUCGCGCAGUUCUUCUUCAACUUUGGACCGAAUGCUACCACCUUCAUCGUUCCUGGAGAAUGCUUCCCGACUCGAUACCGAUCAACUUCACACGGUAUUAGUGCGGCUGCUGGAAAGGUUGGCGCCAUUAUCGCUCAGUGUGUCUUUGGGCCCCUUGUUCACAGAGGCGCGAAGAACUCGUCUGAUAGCCCAUGGCUCAACCAUGUCAUGCAAAUCUUUGCCUUGUUCAUGCUUUGCGGUUGUUUCACGUCUCUGCUUAUUCCCGAGACUAAGCGGAAGACUCUGGAGUCUCUGGCCGGCGAGGACGUCGAGAGUCCUCUAAGUGAUUCGUUGCCAGCUAGCCAGGGGACGGAGAGGGAGAAUGUGAAUAUGAACGACCACAAGGCUGACACUGCCAACGGCCACUCCCAGUAG